CACCUUUUCUUCUUGUCUGUUUUCUCACGUUUCUCGCUAUGUCGGGGGAAGCGGCUCGUCGCGGAGCUGUAGAAAUGUCGGAAGGAGGACCCGGCGCACUCUAUCAGAUGAGUUUUCUCGUCAACGAGAGCGUGACGGAAAUGCUCAAAUUGCUCAACUACGAGGAGACGUUCUGUAAAGAGUUCAGUUUUAAACCGUUCAGUCGACAUUUCUUUGCCGUCUCUCGAAAUACUGGCCAACAAUUUCACGCGUUCGCCUCCCUGUUCGCCUGGCUCGUGUCCCUAUUGGGGACCCACUUCGAGGCACCUCAAGAGUACGACGACCCGAACACCAUACUCUCACAAAUCGUCGACGAGCUGAAAACUAUCGGUUACGGAACCGACUUCCCGCGCUCCAAACUGCGCCAAGGCAGCGGAGAGGUCGUGCUUGACAUCCUAAAAGGUCUGUGCGAGAAAGUCCUGACUGCGAGCGGAUUUCAAUGGAAAAGCGCCGUCUUUCACGAAGAGGACGUCGACGAGGAAGUAAUCGGCGACGAAACGGCGGAACUAACGACGAAAGACGUGGAGGAGGAAAUAGUGGACGAGACAGACCAGCACGACGAUUUCCUCGAUUUGGAAGGAAUGAAGGAACUCAAUCUGCGGCCACUGGAGCGAGGGAAACCGGAGAGUGUGUUAGAGUCGAGUCAGGAUGCCGCUGAGUGGCGACUGGAGGUGGAGCGGGUGCUUCCGAUGCUAAAAGUGCACAUUCGGACUGAUAAUAAAGACUGGCGGUCGCACAUCGAGCAGAUGCAUCAACAUCAGAGCGAAAUAGACUCGGCGAUGGUCGAGACGCAGAGUCAACUCGACAAGCUGUACACAGAGGUGACACGGACGCUCGAAAAGAUCGGGAGUCGUGAGAAGUAUAUCAACCAACAGUUGGAGGGACACAUCGAGGAGUAUAGAAACUUGCAGAAUAAACUUGCAGAAGUGCAGCAGAGGUAUAAGAGCAGUAGUGGGAGUGUGAACGAUUUGACACGCGACUUGGCUCAGAUCACUGACGAGUUAGAGGUCGUGAAGGCUCAGAUGGACGAGCGAGGCACGAGUAUGACCGACUCUGGGCCGAUUGUGAAACUCAAGCAGGGCUUGCAGCGACUGAAAGCGGAGAACAAACAGAUGGAGUUGCGUAUCGGCGUGUUAGAGCACGUGCUCACGUCGGGAAUGGUUCGCGAUCGAAGCGCGUUACAGCAGGACAUGAAGACGUCGGAUCCUCAUGAACAUUAUGGGAGAUUCGAAGCGUUUUAGGCGACCACACUAGUUGCCAACAUAAUGUACGUAGUCUAUCAUUUCUAUUAAACAUAUACCAGUGGAAAACAUUGAGGUGGUGUGUGUCA
Corticium candelabrum is the source of this 1369-nucleotide messenger RNA. RefSeq names its product intraflagellar transport protein 57 homolog. Lineage: Eukaryota; Metazoa; Porifera; Homoscleromorpha; Homosclerophorida; Plakinidae. The coding region runs from base 39 to 1280 and encodes 413 amino acids. The transcript has a single exon. Gene Ontology annotation, biological process: intraciliary transport; non-motile cilium assembly. The record is from RefSeq and is a predicted model, not a curated record. Gene Ontology annotation, cellular component: intraciliary transport particle B; Golgi apparatus; centrosome.